Molecule: messenger RNA, 1125 nt
Organism: Drosophila ficusphila
Lineage: Eukaryota; Metazoa; Arthropoda; Insecta; Diptera; Drosophilidae
Product: tRNA-uridine aminocarboxypropyltransferase 1
Exons: 1
Coding region: 93-1070 (325 amino acids)
Biological process (GO): tRNA modification
Cellular component (GO): nucleus
Molecular function (GO): tRNA-uridine aminocarboxypropyltransferase activity
Source: RefSeq, a predicted model, not a curated record
UGGUUGUUAUCGAUAGGUUUUUUUUGCCCAAUUCUAAUUACAAAAUUGUUUUUCUUAUUGUCUUGGCGAUUUAAUAAGGAUUUUCCGGGGAAAUGACGCAUCCGUCGGAGGCGCAAGAGAGAACCCGAAAGUAUCCGUUCGUUAACAUGCGGAUUUCGGAUCAUUCAAUUCUGGACACCAUCGAGGGCCGUCACAAUUGCAAAUUGUGUGAUCGCUCGCGAAAGUUUUUCUGCUACAAUUGUUAUAUACCUGUUGGCGAAUUGGAAGGAGCACUUCCUCGUCUGGAGCUGCCUUUGAAAAUAGACAUUAUCAAGCACAAGAAGGAAAUCGAUGGCAAGAGCUCGGCGGUACAUGCAGCCGUUUUGGCGCCGGAGCACGUGAGGAUUCAUACUUUUCCGGACAUCCCAGACUAUCGGGAGGAACCCGGCGUAGUGCUAAUCUUUCCCAGCGCCACAGCCCUUACGGUUCCCCAGCUUUUCGAGCGGAAUGUCCAGCUGCAGAUAGGUGAUAACUAUGGUCUGCCAAAAGGUCAUCACAUGGGAACCAUGCUGCGGAGAAGAAUGGAUGAGGUGGAGGUUCAGGACCCCAAUUUAAAGGAUCAGGUAUCCCCAAAGAAAAAGUGGACCCUGGAGAACCUGCCCAUCCGACGAGCUGUAUUUAUAGACAGUACAUGGAACCAAAGCCGUGGAAUCUACGCAGAUGAAAGGGUUCGUGGACUAAGAACCGUGGUUCUUCAAAAUCGGUUGUCGCAAUUCUGGAGACAUCAACGGGGCAGUCCACGCUGGUACUUGGCCACCAUUGAAGCCAUCCAUCAAUUCCUUUUGGAAGUGCACAUAAAUGCCUGGGGACUGAACUCCGGAUAUAGAGGGCUAGAUAAUCUGGAGAUCACCGAGGGCUUCCAUCAACUAGCGGCACCCUUAACGAUCGAAACAUCCAUUGAGGAUGUUGGCAGGGUAUCCCCCUAUAAUGGACAAUACGACAAUCUCCUGUUUUUCUUCGCCAACAUGUAUGAUCUCAUCCACAAGUACUACGAUCACAAUGAACUGAUAGCCUACCGACGACCCAUUUAGUUUUAUAAGUAUAUUAUUUUGGAUAGUGAGAAAUACACGCUAUUGUUGGCUAAAA